This is a messenger RNA of Fusarium odoratissimum NRRL 54006, 1429 nucleotides long. RefSeq lists its product as uncharacterized. The record is from RefSeq and is a predicted model, not a curated record. The transcript is spliced from 2 exons. NCBI's taxonomy places the organism in Eukaryota, Fungi, Ascomycota, Sordariomycetes, Hypocreales, Nectriaceae. The coding region runs from base 201 to 1094 and encodes 297 amino acids.
GGUAGAUGCCGUGAUGGAUAGAAACUCUAUUUCGCAGGACCGUCAACUGCCGUAGCGGGGCCGUAUAUCAAACCCCGCAUCCGUACCAUCCGUCUCUCCGGAUCCGGUCUCUCCCUUUUAAGAAUCAACGACACUCAAAGUACAAUAGACUAUUACGGUCAACCUAGGCUCUUCAAACUCAUAGAUCAAACAUCUCAGUCAUGUCUUCUCCUCUUCGUAUUGGCUACGUGCCAGAGCACUUCUCAACUCCCCUCUAUUUUGCUCAGAAGCACUUCGGUCUCGAUGCGGAGCUGAUUCCCUUUCCUUCAGGCACCGGCCACAUGGUCACUGCUAUUCGAGCUGGUGAGAUCGAUGUAGCUGUUGGUCUGACUGAGGGUUGGAUUGCGGGUCUAGGCAAGGAGGGUAUUGAGGGUGAUGGUGGAUAUCGUCUUGUUGGCACAUAUGUUGAGACACCUCUUUGCUGGGCUAUCUCUACUGGUGCAAAGCGCCCUGAGAUCACCUCUGUUGACUCCCUCAAGGGCGGCAAAAUCGGCGUUUCACGCAUUGGCUCAGGAAGUUACGUGAUGGGCUUUGUCCUAGCCGAUCAGCAAGGCUGGUUGACCCCCGGCGCUGCAGAGAAGCCCUUCUCCGAUACAGUUGUUCUCAAUAACUUUGAGAAUCUUCGAAAUGCCGUCAACAGCGGCGAGGCCGACUUCUUCAUGUGGGAGCAUUUCACCUCCAAGAAGUUCUACGACUCUGGUGAGAUUCGUCGCGUUGGCGAGAUCUACACUCCCUGGAGCAGCUGGAAGAUCGUUGCUUCUACGAAGCUCACCCAGAAUGGUCUGGAUGCCCGUGUUAAGGACCUUUUCGGAAAGCUGGAUCAGGGUAUCAAGCACUUCAAUGACAAUCAGGAGGAAGCUGUCGCGUACAUCUCAAGCAGCCUUGGAUACACAGAACCUGAUGCCCGAGAGUGGCUCAAGACUGUCCGAUUCCCUACCAAGACUGAGGGUGUUCGGGCUGAGGUUGUUCAGAACACGGUUUCCAUCUUGAGAAAGGCGGGAGUUUUGGCUGAAGGCAAGGGCAUGGAGCCUCAGGCCAUGGUGUUCUCGUCAUAAGCUGGCCUUAAUGACCGAUCAAUUAGCAAAAACUACGAACUAGCAACUCCAAAUUUAUGGCUAUUCGUCAAUCCGAUCUUUUUCUCCCCGCCUUACCAUUUCGCCCACGGCAAUUCAUCACCGAGUUCACCGACCAAUUCUUAUAUCCCUAACGCUCCGAUUCGGUACACAUCCGCCGUAGGUGAUCGUAAAGAUGGGUUAACUGGUUGCAAUUUCUUCCAACAAGAGUCCUUUCUUCCAUAUCCCUGAUUACGUGAAGUAGAUCGAUGACGCGCUCUCUGUAAGUCUCAGCGCACAGCGGCCAUAGAUGCGCUGAAAUGAGUUCCCGAUGAAAU